Messenger RNA from Trichobilharzia szidati, 2322 nucleotides. The record is from the annotation of a GenBank genome assembly. Lineage: Eukaryota; Metazoa; Platyhelminthes; Trematoda; Strigeidida; Schistosomatidae.
AUGGGUAAUUAUUGUCAUAAAGCAAAAAAACAUCAAAACUUCAAAGUUUUAAAUAAUAAUGGAUCAUGUCAGCCAUUUAUACCAGAAGUUACAAAUUUGAAUUAUUUACAAUCUACUGGAGUACAAACUAAAAAUGAAUCACUAUCAUUCUUAUCUAAAUCAGUACAAUGCUCUUAUUCACCGGAGCUGAAACGUUUUACUUCAACUAAUAAACGUACUAAUUUGAAUCAAUCACAUCCAAUUUCUGUAGGUAAUAAAGAAGAAUUAAACAGUUCAAUAUACGAGGAUAAAUUGACAACAUCAUCAAAAUGGAAAUGUAUAUCACCACACUGUAAUACAAAGAAUAAUCUAUUCUGUAAAACGUGCAGUACUUUGUCAACCAAUAAACAAUUACCAAAACAGUGUAACGAAGCAUAUCCCAUAUUAUCUAACGAUAUGGCAAAUAAUAUUAAUGAACGCUUCAUGAUGAAUAAACCAUUUGAAGCUGGAGGAGAUUAUAAGUCGACGUCUAGUCAUACUUAUCCACCCAGUUCAUACUUUCAUGGUGUACAAACAACUACCAAUGAAUCAGCCAAAUUAAAUAGAUUUCAUCAGUUUAUUAGAGAAAAUCACUAUUGUUCAGGCAAUACAGUGAACAAUCAAACCAGUAGGCCACAUUUAUCCUCCUAUGAAACAUGUGUGUGUAAAAAUUCUCCAGCCUAUCAUCCAAUCUCUUUAUACCAUCCCCAUGCUUUGACGCAUACAUGUUGUGAACAUAAAUUUUUACCCGGAUAUAUAAGAAAUUCUGAAAUUUGUUUGACUCAAGCAAAUAGAAAAUAUUUAUUAGAUGAUUAUUAUACAUCGAAUUGGAGUAAUUUUAAACGAAGAAAUUCCAUGUUACUAUUGAAACCAUUUAAUGAUCAAUGUUUCAGUAUGGAUAAUAUUAAUUCGGUGAAUUAUCAAGAUAAAUUAUUACAAAAUAAUUUUCCUUAUUAUCAUAAACCUACAAUCUGUCAAAUGAAUCAUUCAAGUUAUCAUAUUAAUCAUAAUAAUGAAAUACUCGAAAUGAACUAUAAUGGUAGAGAACAAAGGCUGAAUGAUCAAACAAUCCUUACACGAGAACAUCGAAGUAAAUCUUGUGAAAUACCUAAAAGUACUCAAAAUUUAAAUAUUACUCCUUGUUCUCGAUCAUAUUCUUUAUUAUCAGGAAAGCUGGCAAGGUGUGCUUCACAGUCUAUUGCAACAUCGAACAACAUUGAAUACGCACCACCACCACCAUCUCCAGUAGGUAUGUCAAGAAAUCAACAGGACAGCAGACUCAAUGAUGAAAUGAAAUCUUCAUUGAAUUCAUCAGUCAAUGAUACGCAUUGGUUUCAUAAUAAAAAUACACCAAGUCUUCAUUCAAUAAACAAUGCUAAAAUGAAUUAUGCUACAAAUUAUUCACAAAGAUUUGAAGAUUCGAAUAUUUUGCAUAAUAUAAAUAAUUUACCACAAGUUUAUGAUGUUCCAGAGUGUCGACAUUAUGCUACACCAUCAUCUUGUUACAAUUUAUCGCAUAUUAUGCAUCAAAAAUACAAAGUAUGUAAGUGUUUCAAUUGUGAAAGACACCUGUUUCCUGAAGGUGAUCAUCACUUCAUGCAUUAUGCUGACAGUUUGCAACGUCUUCAUGGUGAACGACGACAACUACAACACCAGCAACAACAGAGUUGUGAAUUCAUGAAAUCCUCAACACAUACAAGUCAACCAGUUGAGUACUGGUUAAAUAGUACAAAUUCAACCAUGUAUAACCCUAUGAAUCAUUUAGAUAGAAAACAAAAUAAUCCAGACAAUUCAGACGGUGUUAAGCCAACUCCUUGUAAAACGAUCAAUUCAAAAGUUAAUCAAAAAACUACUCAUAAUAGUAGUAGCGGUAGUGUUCGAAGCAGUGGAAGUCAUCGUCAGCAUCGUCUCAGUAGCACGCGAAAUUCACAUUCUUCUCGAUCACCUAGUCGCCAUACUGAUGGGACAGUGAAAGUGGUUAAAUCAAAAGUUGAUCUAGAGCCAACAAUGAAUAAUCUCCCUUCUAAUCAUAAUUACUAUACAACCCAAUCGUUUAAGCAUAGAUUCUUUUUAAAAGAAACAUGUGGCAUUGAAAAGAUUAUAUCUGAUCCAACUGAUCGAAGGAUAAGGGCAAUAUGUGAUAGGUUUCGAUGUGAUUUAGAAGUUUAUUCAAAAAUACCAAAAAAUGGCUAUUUACAAUAUGUGAUUGAUAUAUCCUCACCGAAUUUAUGGGCAUUACAUGGAUGUGCUAGAGCAUUGGAUUCUUCAUUGAACUGGUGUUUAACACCACAAUUAGCAGUUUAA